AUGGGUCAUCAUCAUCAUCAUCACGGUCAUUAUGAAGAAAUUACUUAUACUACAACCCCAGUUUAUGGAGCUCAAGUUGUUCAACCAAUUUCUCCAGUAGUAGGUAUUCAACCAAUUUAUGGUCAACCUCCAAUAGUUCAACCAAUUUAUGGCCAACCUCCAGUAGUUCAACCAAUUUAUGGUCAACCACCAGUAGUUUAUCCACAAACCACAACUAUUGUCUAUGAAACUGAUAACCACCAUCAUGGCCAUCACCAUCACCACCAUGGUCAUUUCUUUUAA
Dictyostelium discoideum AX4 is the source of this 282-nucleotide messenger RNA. RefSeq lists its product as hypothetical. Lineage: Eukaryota; Evosea; Eumycetozoa; Dictyosteliales; Dictyosteliaceae. The coding region runs from base 1 to 282 and encodes 93 amino acids. The record is from RefSeq and is a predicted model, not a curated record. The transcript has a single exon.